Molecule: messenger RNA, 1334 nt
Organism: Oryza brachyantha (malo sina)
Lineage: Eukaryota; Viridiplantae; Streptophyta; Magnoliopsida; Poales; Poaceae
Product: vesicle-associated protein 1-3-like
Exons: 8
Coding region: 266-1000 (244 amino acids)
Biological process (GO): endoplasmic reticulum membrane organization
Cellular component (GO): plasma membrane; endoplasmic reticulum membrane
Source: RefSeq, a predicted model, not a curated record
AGCCAGGCCAAUAUCCUAUUCCUCCGAUGGCCGAGCUGCUCCCAGGGAAUCCAGAUCACCAUCUGCUCAUCAUGCCAUCGCCCAUUUGUUCGUAUACUUUACUUCAAGAGGCAGCAACCGCUUAGCCACUUCCCGCGCCGCGCCGUCCAGGUCACACUGGUUCUUUCGAAACGGAAAAAAAAAAGAGGGGGAGCAAAAGUUCGAAUCUUUUCAGCUGUUGCUGCUCCUUUCUCGCUUGCUCGAUCGCUCUCUGAUCAUCGGAGCCAUGAGUAAUAGGCUGCUUCGUGUGCAUCCUUCCGAGCUCAAGAUCCCCUAUGAGGUCAAGAGGAAGAGGUCUUGCUGCAUGCAACUGACGAACAGGACCGACCAGUGCGUGGCAUUCAAGGUGAAAACGACGAACCCAAGGAAGUACUCUGUAAGGCACGCCUGCGGUAUACUGCUGCCCCGGAGCUCGUGCGAUAUCACAGUUACAAUGCAGGCUCCCCAUGAGGUGCUAUCCGAUUACCAUUGCAGGGACAAGUUCCUCGUGCAGAGCGUGGUGGUUGGACAUAGGGCGACCAUGAGAGACUUUGCCCCUGAAUUGUUCGCCAAGGUGCCAGGCAGGGUGAUCGAGGAGUUCAAGCUGCGAGUAGUGUAUGUUGCUGCUAAUCCUCCCUCUCCAGUGCCUGAGGAGGAAGAGGAAGAGGAAGAGGAAGAGGAUGCGUCCCCUAGGUCAGAGGUCACGAGCUAUGAAGUGAAAAUAUCGCCAGCGUUUGAUGCUGUAUCCACACGCACAUAUACAUCUGAAGCCAAAGUUUCAUCUGCUGAGGAUGCCUCUGUAGAAUCAGCAGUGGAUACAGAGAGAGAAUAUUCAGUAGAAGAAAAUCAGAAGCUUCAGCAACAGAUGGAGCUGCUUAGGGCAGCAAGGUCAUCUCAGCAGGGCUUCUCAGUAAUGUUUGUGCUGCUAGUCUUCAUGUCGUCUGUCUGCAUUGGGCACUUGAUGAAGCAAAUCAAGGUUUAGCGACAUAUAUAUGCAGAAGGCUGAUAAUUUCCCAUCUCAGCUGCCUAUGACAGACAACAGGGCAGUAGAGUAUGCAUAGAAAAGAUUCAAUAGGUUGUAAAUUUUCAGAUACAAGAUAGCUAUUUGCACUUUAUUCAUGUAAAGUAGAUUAUACUUCAUAAUUAUAGCUUAUGUGUCAUGUAAAUUAUGCUCCUACUUCUUAACUUGUGAUCUGUAAUGCCACAGUUGAUAAGGGAAAUAUAGUUUCUCUGUUUCUUUAAAACAGCAGGAUUCCUAUGCAAGAAAGCUGUAACAUGAUCAGGCAUAUAUAUUAAUCUAUUUAAGACAAUGUUUA